Exaiptasia diaphana is the source of this 1865-nucleotide messenger RNA. RefSeq lists its product as uncharacterized. The record is from RefSeq and is a predicted model, not a curated record. The coding region runs from base 58 to 1638 and encodes 526 amino acids. Lineage: Eukaryota; Metazoa; Cnidaria; Anthozoa; Actiniaria; Aiptasiidae. The transcript has 8 exons. Gene Ontology annotation, molecular function: 2-oxoglutarate-dependent dioxygenase activity.
UUGGUAUUGUCAUGAAUUUGAAGUGGUGUUCAGCGAACUGGAAUAGUCUCGUUUAAGAUGAUUUCUUUUAAGAUUAUUUUGGUUGUUUUUUGCAUCCUUUUGCCCUAUAAAACAACCUGUAAUCGUUCAGAAGAAGGAAGUUUCCCCAAAGGCCAUCUACUUCCACUUGGAAGUCACCAAGAUCCAGACAACACGCUCAUCGAUGAACUCGACGAAAUCCCUUCAGCAAAAGAGUUUUGGGAGAAGUACGUUAAGACUUCCAAAGCUGUCGUUCUUCGAGGAGCCGCUAAACACUCUCCAGCGUUUUCCAAGUGGACAGACGAUUACAUGAAGGAAAACUUUGGCGAUUUGGAAGUGAGGUUGGAAAGAAAGAAGGAGAAAAGUGGCCGAAUUCCCGUAGGUGUCAAGGGAAUUGGCCGRGAUACUAUAGGAAAUUUCAUUGAAAAUUAUCAUAAAAGUAAUUCAUACAUUGUAUCUGAACUACCAACWCCUAUGUGGAAAGAUAUCCACGUCCAACCUUGUAUUGCAUGUGGUACCAUGGGAAACCGACUUGUUGAAGUUGACUUGUGGWUGAGUGGAGGGGGCUCAAGUAGCAUAUUACACAAGGAUGCCUUCAAUGCUAUUAACUGCCUGUACAAUGGCACUAAAGARUGGAAAAUGAUUGAAUAUAAAUAUGAAAAGAUGAUUUAUAAGGCAUAUGAGCCUGACAGAGAAAUUGGAGGAUUCUCAAGAAUUAAUCCACAAAAAGUUGACUUGCUCAAGUACCCGAAAAUUGCUGAAGUUCCCUGGUCAUUUGUAACAAUYAAUGCUGGCGAUUGCUUGUUUCUUCCAAAAAGUUAUUACCAUCAAGUGACAUCCUAUGGUACCAUGAACGUUGCUGUUGCCAUCCUAUUUUCGCGAUUUGAUCGCGUCAGUAGUAUUGCCUUUGAUGGUUGCCAUGACAAUGUCACUUAUACUCCUCUUAGUGAGUUGGACAUGGACUGGAAGUAUCYGGGACAUGGAAACCUUAGUAUGGGAAACCCAGACUUGGAGGAUGUAAGGUCAAUGAUGAAAGAAACCUUUUCUGGUGAAAAUCCUUCUGGAAAAAUUGUGGAACUUUUUAGAGAGAUGUUUCCAGAGAAACCAAAUGAGUGGUUUCUAGCAAAGAUUAUAAAUGCUGUAAAUACAGAUGGAAAAAAAGAAAUCAAGUCAGAUCAUAUCCAGAAACUUGGUAGAGAUGAGCURCGRAAAAUAGCAAUGGCUAUUGAACCAACUGAUCUCUCAAACACAGAAAUGCAUGAAUACACCUAUGUCUCCCCAGAGAAUAUACGCUGGAUUAUCAAGCAACUUGUUGAUGCUGAGGGUAAAAUGGACAAGAAGAAGUUCAUUGAUAACUACCGAAAGGAAGCACUUGGGACAGAAAAGUUUGCAAAAGAGAUUAUUUCAAAACUAACAAAAGAUGCCCAGAGAAGUUGGGUCACAUUAGAAGAAAUCAACACCAGCCUAGAUAUGGCAGUUUCACCUUAUGAAGACAAUCAGAGGGAGGAAUAUAUGCCUCCAGGACAAACACAACCAGAAACAGAUGAUGCAUACUCACUUGAAGACAGUACUGAAGAAGAUCCGAGCAGUCAUGAAAAACAUGACCAUAUAGAACUUUAAACAUCUCUUAGAAUAUAGUGAAAAUGUUGCAUAUGCUCCUCUAUAAAGAAAGUUAAGGGCAGAAUUGUCUUAAAAGAUAGUUUAUAUUACCUGGUUACACCUGUUGCGCCUUUUAAGCCCACAAUUAAUUCCUACAGCACAAUUACAACAUUUUAUAUAUUUAUUACUAAUAACAGAUACUGUUUGUAAGAUAUAAUGUCUCAAUGUGAAAAGAAUUGUUAAUGAUA